CUAACCGCGCCGCGCAGGAGGAUCCGUCAUCGGCCGGUUCAUGGGGCUCUCCUCGUGGCACCGAUUUCGUUUUUGGAAGCGCCGCGCCGGGGCCACCGGAGAUGAAGAGGAGCUCCUCGCUUGGAUCCAGUGGUGCCUCAUUGUGCGGCCUCUCUGCAGCACCAGUUGAAGAGCUCAUCCUAGAUGAUUCUCCCCCAAAGCAAAGCGAUAGUUUUGGUGCCAGGGAAAGCUCGCACGAGGUUUCUUGUCCGAGCAUUCUUCAUGGUGACCAUGAUAUGCUGUCAUGUGAGAGUACGGAGUCGACAAGCUCACCAUUAGCUGGUCGAGCGGCCAAUUCAGCAAAAUGUACUGGCAGGAACGAUUCCAUGGGACUCCCCAAGGACCGCGGCACCUCAUCUGCUGGAGAUUCUCUGGAUGGAGGUUACUCCACAAAGAAAGGAAGUAAACUCUCUGCAGAUGGUGGCGGUAAUGCCGAGCAGGGUUUGUUUGUUUUCGGUGAGUGCGCUAGUGCUCCGCAUAGCUGGUUCGCUGCAAGCACAGCGCAAAGCGAUGCCAACAAGUUGGAUUCAUCUGAUGAAGGGGAUGCGCCAUGCAGUUCUGAACGGCAAGACCUUUCAGCUCCUGAGGAUGGCAGAUGCGGCAACUUGGAGCCUUCACCUGGUUCAAGUAAUAGGGAUGCUCCACAUUUCAGACCUCAUGAAGUUCAUGAAACAGGAAAAGCCUCUAAUACCGCACCUUCUAGCAUUGCAUCUCAAGAUGACAUUCCCAAGGUUUCUUUGACGAAAUUGACUGAGGUUAUGCAAACACAAAGCACCGUAGUUGCAGCGCCAGGGCUUGGUGAAUGGGGAUCUUUCGAUGAGAAAUCGUUUACUCUGAAUGACCACAAUGUAUCAUCUAAAGACAAGGGAGUGGUUAAGGCUAUGAGCAUGAAUAGAAGGGCAGUUAAACCAAAGAAAUUCUCCUCGGCCCGCCAGGUUUCUUCCUUGCGGACAGUUCAUGCAGCUGACAGUUUUUCUGGAAAAGUGAUUCCAGAAUCAAACUUCAAUUUGCAGCAAUCUGGAAAGGUUGGCUUCAGGUUAGAGGACUCUGGUAUCCGUGUAGGUAACAGUCGCCUUGAGGAAGCUAAUGGUACGCAAACAACAGAAAGUAGCCAUGACGGAACAAGGCUUACUUAUGCCGCGAACUUGGAAAGUUCUGGUCAUUCUCAAAGACAGCAGACCAAGAAAAGUUCUGAAGGAAUGCCUGUUAAUAAUACUAAAUUUGUUCAAAGCCUUCCUACAUCUGCCAUUAGUCUUGCACACACAGAAGUAUCAGCAAGCCAGCCCAACACAGUUUUUGCGUCUCAAUGGACUGAAUACAGCAAAGCAGAACCUACAACAGUAACAUGUACAAAAACGGAAAAGUUUGGAUAUCAGGAAGAUUGUGAAACUUGGCGUAUAAGGGGGAACCAAGCUUAUGCUGCAGGACGGUUAACAAAGGCGGAGGAAUACUAUACUCAUGGGAUUAAUUCUGUUUCCCCAAAUGAAGCCUCGCGGAAAGCAUUAAUGUUGUGCUACAGCAACCGUGCAGCUACCCGGAUAUCUCUCGGUAGGAUGAGAGAUGCACUCUCUGAUUGCCGGAAAGCUACUGAAAUUGAUUCUAGCUUUCUCAAGGCGCAAGUCAGAGCUGCAAACUGCCUACUUGCUCUUGGGGAUGUUGAAGAAGCACAAAAGGGUUUUGAAAUCUGUUUGAAGUCUAAUCAUGUGGAAAGCUUGAAUCAUAAAAUCAUAGAAGAGGCUUCUGAUGGUCUACAAAAAGCUCAGAAAGUAUCUAGUUUUAUUCUUCAAUCCAAGGAAUAUCUUGUUAAAAAGGAAUUUGACAAGAUACCAAGCGCCUUACAAAUGAUCACGGAUGCUUUGUCCAUAUGCAUUCAUUCAGACAGCUUGAUGAAAAUGAAAGCAGAAGCCAUGUUACUGUUGCGGCGAUAUGAAGAAGUAAUUCGGUUUUGUGGAGAAACUCUGCAUCUGGCAGAGAGAAAUAGUGUGUCUAUGUGUCUUGAUGAGCAUCCAGAAAACAUUAACUUGGACAUUUGCUGUUCCUCUGUGAAAUUGUGGCGCUAUUAUCUCAUCACCAAGUCAUAUUUCUUCACGGGAAAGCUUGAAGAGGCUCAUCAAUUCUUAAAAAAGCAUGAUCAGGCAACACUUGUGGAAUACAAGUGCGGGGAGCAUUCUGAGCAAUCAGUUUCGUCACUUUCUAUGACAAUCUCUGAACUACUGCGCCUAAAAGUUGCUGGGAACGAAGCUUUUCAAGCUGGUAAAUAUUCAGAGGCUGUGGAACAUUAUAGUGCUGCUUUGUUAAGCAGUACCGAGUCACUACAUUUUUCAGCAAUCUGCUUUGGCAACCGUGCAGCUGCAUACCAAGCAAUGGGCCAUAUUUUAGAUGCCAUAGCAGAUUGUUCGCUAGCUAUAGCGCUGGACACUAGUUAUUGUAAGGUCAUUUCUAGAAGAGCUAGUUUGUAUGAACUUAUAAGAGAUUACAGUCAGGCCGAAAAUGAUCUUCGCAGACUAAUUUCUCUUCUUGAGGAACAACUACAAGAAAAUAUGUCCACACCAUCAGAAAAGUUAGAUAAUGUUCGUAACAAUCUACAUCGAGCCAAUAUUAGACUUUCUGCUUUGGAGCGUGAUGCCAGAAAAAGGAACACAUUGAAUAUAUAUUUGAUAUUAGGAAUUGAACCAGCUUGCUCUGCUGUGGGUAUAAAAAAAGCAUACCGCAAAGCAGCAUUAAGGCAUCAUCCAGAUAAAGCCGGUAAUUUUCUUGUGAGAAGUGAAAAUAUCGAUGAUACAGCAUGGGCAGAAAUUGCUAACAUGAUCCGCAGAGAUGCUGAUUAUUUAUUCAAAAUAAUUGGGAAAGCAUAUGCCAUACUUUCGGACCCUACAGUGAAGAGCAAAUGAUAGGGCCUGCCACAUGGAUAAAUAGUACACGCACUGCAGUGGACAUGACGCAACACUUGAAGGAAUCAAAUUGAUGAUACGAUUUGUUGUAAAAAAAAGAGAAGUGCUGAUAGGAUUUGUUGUAAAAAAAAGAUGUGAUGAUAGGAUUUUUUGAUAAUCAUGAAGUGGUGAAAUGAAGAAACAUAAUGGGGAGGAUCUACAAGAUGCUGGAUGCUCUAAAACGGGAGGCUGGUGAACUUGUUGACGCUGAAUCACCAACCUGAGUUUUGGCAUGUCCCGUGCUCCCAUUGCGGCGCUUAGACUGCAUGAGUACCAUCAACCCAGGAAGUUGUGGAUCUGGGUCUUCAUGGCUAACAACUGAUGUGAAAGUUUUGCUGUUUGCCAAGUUUUCAGUUUGGUGUGCAGAGUGUAUACUAUACCGGGGUACCUUUACCCAAUGGUCUUUUUCUGUAAAGACGAUGUGCAUAUGUAUCUGAAGUUGUGCAUAGUUUGUUGAAGCAUCUGGAAAUGGAAAUGGAAAUGGAACCAGUAACAGAGAAACAAUGUAAAUACACAUGAGGUGUGUGGGGGCUGAAGCACGAUUUGUUUGGUUUUAUAUAGUACAAAUUUUGCAAGAGAGGGUGGGAUUAUUUUUUCUCUUUCGGGUUCUGUAUGUAAAACUGACCAAUGAGUGAUUCUUUUGUUGAAACAAACAAAUAAGUUGGCAUGCAUGGAUACUGUAAAUUUUACGGUUGUUGGCCUAUUAUGCUGCUGCUUUGGUCUGUUCCAAGUUGUAAAGAAUGUAUUAUAACU
Lolium rigidum is the source of this 3722-nucleotide messenger RNA. Its product is annotated as TPR repeat-containing thioredoxin TTL4-like. The transcript has 11 exons. Gene Ontology annotation, molecular function: protein binding. Bases 102 to 2930 code for a protein of 942 amino acids. The record is from RefSeq and is a predicted model, not a curated record. NCBI's taxonomy places the organism in Eukaryota, Viridiplantae, Streptophyta, Magnoliopsida, Poales, Poaceae.